CGCAUCCGAACGAUCCGAACGCCGCUUUUUUCAAGCUGUCAAUUUGUAUUUAGAAAAACUUUCGCCAGACUUGCUUCUUUCUGCUUCCCCGCGAUCGAAAUUGAAAUUAAUAUCGCUAGCUACUAUAGAGGAGCCCUCGAGGGCAGAAAAAACACCCAGCGGAAUUUCCGCCAUUUCGUGUAGCCUGCAGCGGAGGAAUAGCCGUGAAAGUGCCGUCGAAACCCGGUAGGAAUUAGGUACAACUCCACCACAGUGCUUCCGAGCAGCGGCUGGAGAAAAAGAGCUUUUGUGUGUGGUGAUUUUUGUCGUUGGUUCGGAAGCGAGGACCCAUAUUGGUCCGUUGUCCUGUGCGUUUUCUUUAUGGAAAAUUUGUAAGAGUUCCCCAACAGUGGAAUCGUGUCACAGAAACAGCUCUUGAAUCAACCGGGACGUUUUCUUCGCAAAUUCAGCAUAUCGUACAGUUGUAGAUUUUUUUUAACCAGAUUUCGUAAUGUUUUAAAAACAAUCCGCAUAGCGCAAUGCGAACCAAAAAAACGGUUCGGCCAUCACAGUCUUCAUCCUCGUCCUCUGAGGUUGAGGAUAAAUCAUCCCCUGCCAAAACCACUGCAGAUCAGUCUGACAACGAUGAAAAUCGGAUCAGUGCAGAGGACAAAACCCCGGAGAAGUAUCAACCCGCCCUCAAUGGAUCGGUAAAACCAGAAACAGACGAAGACAAAACAACCAAUGGCGACGAUGAUCACGCAACCACAGAAGAGAAAGAGUCAGGCUCGAAGCCUGACGGCCCGAAAUUGCUUCGACUUGUGUCGAUCGAAAAGCUUAUGCGACCCAGUUUACUGAAUAGCGAGCCACCUGCGAAGGAUGGGUCAAAAUCAAAACAAACCGAUAAAACCCUUAAACGUUCGAAGGAUGCAAGUAUAAUUGAAAUCAGCGACAGUGAUGAGGGGGAAGAACCACAGCCCAAACGAUCGAAUAACCAAGAUUCGUCGGUUCAGCAGAUUCUUAGUGAUGACAGUGAGGAUGAAAUUAUCGCAAUUAAGCGGAAACCCAAACAAGCUAAAGCCAAGAGUGUCAAAGUGAUAAGCGACGAUGAUGCAGAACCGGAUGCUAAACAGAAAUCAAAUUCCGAACCUGAAAAUAAACAAGCUAAGACCAAGAGUGUCAAAUUAUCGAGCGACGACGAUGAUGAAGAACCGGUCGCUAAACAGAAAAAAGGCUCUGUAUCUAAAAAUAAAGAACAGACUAAGACCAAGAGUGUCAGAGUGUCAAGCGACGAUGAUGAAGAACCGGUCGCUAAGCAGGAAAGAAGCUCCAAACGUGAACAUAAACGGGAUCGAUCGAGCAAGGUUCCGAAACAGUGCAAGCAGGUUUGUGUCCGUGUUUGCAAGCUUCCAUUCGAUCUGACGUCGAUCAAGGAGCAACACAUGUUGAGUGAAAUUUUGGACACAAAGAAUCGGGACAUUUCCGAGUUCAAGUCUAACUCGAAUUUCUACGGUUAUUUGUGCCGUAAACGAGGUCAUAUGCGAGGAGCAGAAGCAAGCAAGUCGAAGUUGAAAAGUACCAGUAAGAAUAGUGACAGUAAAAAGGGUUCAGUGUCAAGUGGAAGCGACUCGGACGAACCGAUCGCUAGUAUCAUUUUGAAAUCAGACAUUCCCAAAAAUAAGACUAUGUCCAAGCGACCAACCCGUUCGAAACAACAGCUUAGCGGAAGCGAUGAUGACGAUGAGAGCGAUGAUGACUUCCAAGCUAGUACCAAGACUAAAUCAGCGGCGUCUGUCAGACAGCGACGACUUGCUAACCGCAAAACAAAGGUCUCGAAGAACUCGUCCGAUGAUGACGAUGACGACGGCGACGAUGACGAGAAAAGUGAUAAAUCUAGUGGGUCAGACUUCGAAAAGGAAAUCCCUCAACCGAAAAAGAAACGGUCACGCAUUAAACGAAAUUCGUCUUCAUCGUCAGAUGACGAGGGCAAUGAUAAGAAACGGCGUAAACGCAUCAAGAAGAACUCUGACAGCGAUGAUGACGAAUCCCCCACCAAGGGUCGUAAGAACAUUCGUAAGGUACUGAAGAAGUCUGCCCUUGAGCAAACGACUAAAGAGGCUGAACUGGAGGAACGCGAACGCAAGCAGCGAAUCGCCGAGCGGCAAAAGCUUUACAACCAGGUAUACGACGAAAAGCCAGAAGAAAUCAAAGAGCUCACUCAGUUAGUGCUGGACUUUGAUGAAGAAACCAAGGAACCCCUGCUGGAAGUGGAUAAAUAUCUGGUGAAAAAACUCAAACCUCACCAGGCCAAUGGGGUGAAGUUUAUGUUUGACGCAUGCUAUGAGAGCUUGGAGAGAACCCGGAACAGCAAAGGCUCCGGUUGCAUUUUGGCACACUGCAUGGGUCUCGGUAAAACGCUUCAAGUUGUAACUUUAGCUCACACGCUGCUUGCAAACUCGGAGGUGACCGGAGUUGAGCGCGUACUGGUAGUGUGCCCACUGUCGACCGUACUGAACUGGGUGAACGAGUUUCGAAUCUGGAUGAAACACGUCAAGAAGGGAACGGAAGUGGAAGUUUUUGAAAUCUCUAAAUAUAAAAACAACAUCAUCCGCGCCAAUCAGUUGAUGGAAUGGCACAACGAGGGAGGUGUGAUGAUACUCGGCUACGACAUGUUUAGAAAUCUCUCCAAUCAAACAACCGGUCGAAUUAAAAAGAAGGUACGCGAGUCGCUGCAAACUUCGCUAAUCGAUCCUGGACCUGAUUUGAUCAUCUGCGACGAAGGCCAUCUGCUGAAGAACGAAAAAACUUCUCUCUCCAAAGCCGUCAAUCGCAUCAAAACGCUAAGGCGCGUUGUGCUGACCGGAACACCGAUUCAGAACAACAUGAAGGAGUACUAUUGUAUGGUGCAGUUCGUCAAACCGAAGCUUCUGGGCACGUAUAAUGAGUACAUGAAUCGGUUCGUCAAUCCUAUCACCAACGGUCAGUACACGGAUUCGACACCGUACGAUAUUCAGCUGAUGCGAAGGCGAGCUCACGUUCUACACAAGCUGCUGGACGGGUGCGUGCAGCGGAGGGAUUACGCGGUGCUGGCACCCUUUUUGCCACCGAAGUUGGAAUUUGUGGUAUCGAUCAAGCUGACGACUCUUCAGUGCACGCUAUAUAAGUACUACAUGGAAACCCAAGCACGACGGCAGAGCGAUGAAACCAAACGGGCUUCGGUGUUGUUCUCUGAUUUCCAAAAUCUUCAACGAAUCUGGACGCAUCCUAGGGUUCUUCGGUAUAACAGCGAUCGGUACGAGUACAUGCAGCAGAAAAAGCGUGAUAUGGCCUCGGACGAAGAAUCGCUAGGCUCCAUGAAGGAUUUUCUGGAUGAUGAGAGCGAAGCGGAUACCACACCGAAUGAGUCGUCUGAUGAUGGUUCGGACUGCGGAAGCAACAGUGACAACAGUGGUGCUAGUCACAAGAAGAGUAAGAAAAACAAAAAAGGGGAUGAGACUGCAACGACGGCCGCCGCCUCGGCGCGUCGUACAAGGAAUAAUCCUGGCGAUGCCGUACUGAGCGAUAUCGUCGAUGAGACGGAGCAGAAAAACGAGAACCCAACCGAGUGGUGGAUGUCCAUGUGUCCAGAGGAAGAGCUAGACAAUUUGGAGCAUUCAGGCAAGCUGCAGGUGCUAUUUGAAAUUCUUCGCGAGUGCGAAAACAUUGGUGAUAAACUGCUUGUCUUCUCGCAAUCGUUGUACUCGCUGGACGUGAUUGAACAUUUUCUGGCUCUAGUGGAUGAAAAUACACAGAAGGACGAUGACGACCGGAAUGCCGAGCUGGACAAGUACCGAGGCUCGUGGUCACUGGGAUUAGAUUAUUUCCGGUUGGAUGGUUCAACGACGAUUGAAAAUCGUAGCGCGUCUUGCAAGGUUUUUAAUGACGAGAAGAAUUCGAGGGCUCGGCUGUUCCUGAUUUCAACCCGGGCGGGUGGUUUGGGUAUUAACUUGGUAGCAGCAAACCGUGUGGUGAUUUUCGACGUCUCGUGGAAUCCCUCCCAUGAUAUUCAAAGUAUUUUUAGGGUUUACCGUUUUGGUCAAAAUAAGCCCUGCUAUGUGUAUCGAUUUUUGGCGAUGGGUACGAUGGAAGAGAAAAUCUACGAACGGCAGGUUACGAAACAAGCGAUCUCCAAACGAGUGAUUGACGAGCAGCAGAUCGAUCGCCAUUACAAGGAGAACGAUCUGCAGGAGCUCUACCGGUAUGAUAACGUGGCCCCAGAAGAGCCCCGACCGACGCCAAAUUUGCCUAAGGAUCGGCUCUUCGCGGAGCUGUUGCAGAAGUUUGAUCCACUAAUCUAUAAGUAUCAUGAACAUGAUUCGCUGCUAGAGAAUAAGGAAGAGGAAACGUUGAACGAGGAAGAGCGAAAGGCUGCUUGGGAGGAGUUCGAGCAGGAAAAAAAUCGACCACCGGUGAUAAACUAUGGUACCGGUGUCGGGCUCGGAAUGGGCAUGGGUAUGGGAAUGGGAAUGGGAAUGGGAAUGAGAGCGAAUGGACCGGUAACUUCGAGCAACAUCUUUGGUUUCCGAAACGAUGUUCUGUUAAAGUUGCUCAACAUGAAAGCCCGGCAGGAUAAUCCCACCUUCAACGAUGCAAACAUAAGCGCGAUGAUCCCUUUCUUGAUGCAACAACUUGUGCGGCAAAUGAAAGAUGGUGAUUUAUCGAUGUACCAAAAUCUCUUGGAGCUCUACUAUCAGCUUGAGGCACCGUCCUACGCACCGAUGUCAAUGUAUAAUACGAUGAUGAUGCAGCAGCCAACGCUUCAACAGAUGCAACCGCAAAUGCAGCAGCCGGUUAUGAUGGCUACUAAUCAACCUGCCUAUAACAUGGCCCAAAUAGCAUACUUUCGCGAACAAGAGCAACAGCGCUACGGUCAACUCAGCGAACCCAGCAGCAGCGGCAUGAGCCGGAGUACGAUUAUUAGUGAGGCACAAAAGAAAUUCAUGAAUAAUCCAGUGGAAAUAGUAGAGCUAGACUAGGAUUAUCAAUAUGUGUAACUUAUUCUAGAAAAUUAACAUAGGUUGGAUGAAAAUGGCCCUACAACACUAUGUGUGUGUGUGUAGUGCGAGAUCGGUUCAUGUCAAGUGUAUUCCAUCAAAAUCGCCAACACACGGAAAUAAUACUUAGAGGAUCCGUAAAAGUG
Messenger RNA from Wyeomyia smithii (pitcher-plant mosquito), 5158 nucleotides. Its product is annotated as transcriptional regulator ATRX homolog. The record is from RefSeq and is a predicted model, not a curated record. The coding region runs from base 519 to 4994 and encodes 1491 amino acids. Gene Ontology annotation, cellular component: nucleus. NCBI's taxonomy places the organism in Eukaryota, Metazoa, Arthropoda, Insecta, Diptera, Culicidae. The transcript is spliced from 14 exons. Gene Ontology annotation, molecular function: ATP-dependent chromatin remodeler activity; ATP binding; ATP hydrolysis activity.